AUGGACUAUCUCUACGCCAUGUGGUCGCCCCUCACGCAGACGUUCCUGCCGUCCAAGCAAGAAUUUCGCAAGUACCCGAUGCAAGAGUACAGCUGGAACUACCUCGACCACCUCAUUUGCGGCUACUACGACAACAUGACGGAGCAAGUCAAGUACAAGCGCGGCCACUACUGCGUGCUCCCGCCCGCCCUCGCGCAUCUCGCAGACGACGACGACCGCGAAGCGGCCUUGCAAGACUACGGCGACAAGUUCAAUCGGUUCCUCGACUACAUCCGGCUCAAGGCGCGCGGGAAGGACGACAAGACCGAGUCCGACGCGACGCUCCUCGACGUGACGCCCCUGCUGACAAAAGUGCAGCAAGCGGCCAAGGAGGAGCGAGAGGCCAAGGCGCGGGACGCGCAGAAGGCGCUGCAAGAGGCGCAGGAAGCUGGACAGACGCGGCAGGCGGUCAAUGGCAAGCCAGCCGACACCGUCGACAUUGAGAAGGACGUCAAAAAAGGCAGCAGCGACAAGGGCAAAGACAGCAGUGCGCCCAAGAACCCAAGUGGGAUCUGCAAGGUCCAGCAGAACGUGGCCAAGAUCCCGCUUCUCGCACCCGACGCGCCGCACAGCCAGCAGUGGGUCAACCUUCGCUACGACAUGGAGCUGCUUCCGACGCAGUGCUUUCAUUUGGAGGUCCAAUGGCUCGUGUGUCGCAGCGCGCUCGUCGACGACUUUAUCACGGGCCUCACACGCCGUGCGAAGCAGUUUAGCCUCGACAUCAUUCCCGUGCCUGAAAACUAUGGCGCGAGUACGCUAGAUAUCCACCCGCUCAUCUGCCCCGUGCACUUUGCGAUCCAUGUGCCGAGCGUGCUCCCGAUGGUGGAGAAGGCGCUCGUGUCGACCCUCGGCUUUUGCGUCGACGGUAUUUACACGGCGACCAAGGAGCUGCUCCCGACGCAGUACAACGUCCACAAGCCGACGGGUGAUCGGAACUACCGCCAGUACGUCCACCGGGAGCUCUCGUGCUUUGUGCGCGUCACCGAUGCGAGCGUCGUGUGGAUCUCGAGCCGCCGCCUCCACUCGCCCGAGAUGAAGGCGCUCUUUGAGACCGUACGAGCCUGCGUCGCCGACCUCCAGGCCACUGCGCUGCCGCCUCUUGCGAUCGCCGCAACCUGCGCCGUGUAAUGUGCAUCAAAUUCGAGUGGUUGCAG
Saprolegnia parasitica CBS 223.65 is the source of this 1193-nucleotide messenger RNA. RefSeq lists its product as hypothetical. Gene Ontology annotation, biological process: negative regulation of TORC1 signaling; positive regulation of autophagy. Gene Ontology annotation, molecular function: GTPase activator activity. Lineage: Eukaryota; Oomycota; Saprolegniomycetes; Saprolegniales; Saprolegniaceae. The coding region runs from base 1 to 1167 and encodes 388 amino acids. The transcript has 3 exons. Gene Ontology annotation, cellular component: GATOR1 complex. The record is from RefSeq and is a predicted model, not a curated record.